GUUUUCCGCAAAUAUGGCUGCCCCCUCGGUGCAAUAUAUUGUUGUCAGAGGCGAUCUUAUGAAAGCAUUAAAAUGGCCUCUAGGUGCUAUUAUCGCCCAGGCGUGUCAUGCUAGUAGUGCAGUGAUGCACAUGUUCCACGAUGACAAAAAUACACAGGAGUACUUGGCUGAUAUCGAUAGAAUGCAUAAAGUUAUCCUGGAUGGGAAGGAUGAGGAUGUUCUUAACACAUUAUCUGAAGCAUUGACCGCAGAUGGAAUUGAUCACAAACUUUGGAUUGAACAGCCAGAAAAUAUCUGGAUUGAAACUACUGAAAUAAAUGAAAAUAAAUAUAGUAGUGACAUCUUUAUUUGGAUAAUCAGUAGAAAUCAACAAAUUGAUUCUGAACGAUAUGAUACAGGAGAUUAUCAGAACCAUGUUUUGGGCUGAUAUAAAGAUGGCAGCAGCAGCAGAAUGCUAAUAUUAUCUUUUCUCGUCUAU
Owenia fusiformis is the source of this 478-nucleotide messenger RNA. Lineage: Eukaryota; Metazoa; Annelida; Polychaeta; Sabellida; Oweniidae. The record is from the annotation of a GenBank genome assembly.